This is a messenger RNA of Hydractinia symbiolongicarpus, 1990 nucleotides long. RefSeq lists its product as uncharacterized. The transcript has 6 exons. Gene Ontology annotation, cellular component: voltage-gated potassium channel complex. Gene Ontology annotation, molecular function: delayed rectifier potassium channel activity. Gene Ontology annotation, biological process: potassium ion transmembrane transport. NCBI's taxonomy places the organism in Eukaryota, Metazoa, Cnidaria, Hydrozoa, Anthoathecata, Hydractiniidae. Bases 223 to 1653 code for a protein of 476 amino acids. The record is from RefSeq and is a predicted model, not a curated record.
AAUUUAUAUUAUGGACUAUAAAUUUUUGAUUGACCUGCCUAUGUCAAGGAACAAUGUAAUAUUCACUAUUCAUAAUAUGCAAGAGAUAUUGUGGUUAUUUUGAGUUUAAAGAUUUAAAACAGUCAUAAAAAAGAAAAGAUAUAUAUGUAACAUAGCUACAUUAAAACUUCAGUAACGCACAAAAAUGUAUUAUAGGAAAAGAUUUAUAUAGUGGAAGCGAAGAUGAAAAUUUGUAUCGUUUUAUUUUGUGCACUUUGGUGUGUGGGUGCCACACGAGUUCCCUUUCUUUGGUGGGAGGUUAAGCCGUAUGUUUUUCUGGAGAAUGGAAUCGAGAAAGGAAUACUAGUUGAUCUGAUGAGAAAAUACAACUAUUAUUGUACACAUAAUGAAUUCUCGUACGACUUUAGGAUUAAAGAGAAUAACUUUACGUCAAAUUAUUCAGGCUUGUUGAAACUCGCCAUGUUGAACUUUUCUCAACUUCACCCCCCUUUAAGAAAUUUAAGUUUAACAAUGAAAUCACAAGUAACAAUAUUUCCAAUUCUUGCACGGCAUGUAAAUGUCACAGAACAAGGGUUUGUCACUAAAGCCUGGAUCCAUUCCCCCGGUGCUUCUGUGAUAGUGCGACGUGGAAUGAUAUCAUUGUAUCGAAAAACAUAUCUUGGGGUCGAAAAAUCGUUACCACUGUUAGUACAAUGUGGACUUAUUGUAUUCAUACUUGGUAUUAUAAUGUGGUUUUGGGAAAAGCAUUUCAAUCCAUCUUUCGCACGUUCGUUUCCAAUUGGAAUGUCUGAUGGAAUAUGGUGGGCUAUCAUCACUCUUUCAACCGUAGGCUACGGUGAUUUGGUUCCUAUGACAACACUGGCACGCCUGUGCACUUUCUUUUGGAUAUUCUUUGGACUAUCAAUAAGCGCCAUAAUUACAGCUACCGUGACAGAUACAUUGACAAGCGCUGAAUUUUCCAAUAUUAACGGGAGAAUGGUGGCAGUUCUCGCUCACUCCUCCGAAGAAAGCAUAGCCUUGCAGUAUAACGCGAAACCAAAAUGCUAUAACACUUAUGCUGAUGUGUUGUCGGCAGUGCGGAGAGAGGAUGUCGAUGCAGCAUUAAUUAAUUCCGAUAUUGUUAGCUGGAUGCAAGAUGAAAUCCGAUUUGGAAUAUCGGGAAAAGAGAAGCCGUUGCAUGUAGUGUACCAAAUCAAGCAAGAAAUUCCAAUAUGGGCAAUUCAGAUUAAUCCAUCCUUGUUCAGUACUUACCAGUAUGAAAAGAUAUGCUAUAACAAUCAUUCCAAAGAAAUAGUGGAUGACACGUUAAAAUCAUAUUAUAAACAUACGAAGGUUGAUACAAUGCAUCCACCUCUGUUGGGCGAAAUAUUUACAUUCGAUAGUUUUGGACUUUAUCUUGUGUUGCUUACCAUCACGCUCAUUGGGGUAGCUGCUUUGGAUGAUCUCAUUUGUUUUACAUAUCGUCAAUCUCAUCGUUUGAAAACACAAAUUAAGCAACCGCCUAACGAAGAAGAAACAGAACGUUUUAAGCUACAUAUAAACAGUGAACUGGCGCGGUUAAACGAAAAUUUCGAAGAGUUGAAAUUAUUCGCAGAAGGCCUGUGUAAAUAUAUGGACAAACCUGAGAAUUCAGAGCAAGUUUUGCCACGUUAACAAGUUAACUUCACAGCUAAGAAAAGCUCUUAUUUACAAAAUGCUGUCUAACCACCACAAUCUCGUUUUCACACCAUACAGAAAAAGACCCCGGAAACGAGAUGGGCAAUGUUAUGAAUGUUAUCUUGGUUUCAAGUCCUAGUAAACUUCUGGAUGUGCUUAUCUGUCUGUUUCAGUGUAACCAAGACCCAAUAAGUUGUCUUAUAUUUCUCGUUUUUUUCUAUAUGAGCUAACCAAAUAAAUUGUAAAUUUAACAGUAUACCAUGUAACUAAAGCACAGAAAUAAGUAGCCUCGUAUUUUUAUCAGAUAAAAAUGACAUGCGUCUGUAUAAACAAA